AUGGAUAACGAGUUUCAAGGCGAGCGUGAUCAUCAAGAUCGGGAAUAUCAAGCCGAAGAAUCGGAGCUGGACUUCGAAAUUGAGGACUUUGCAUUUGAAGAGGAUCAGGGCAUAGAUUGGGAGUCAUGGUGGCAGAUCAUCGUACAUCGAAACGGGGGUAUCCAAGAAGCCGACCCGCCUGAAUAUCCAGACGAAGCCUGGAGUUUAGAUGACAAGGAGGCCCCUUUCCCCUUUAACCUUGACGGAACGUGGCACUGUGCCGCGCUGUUGGUGCUGAUAAUUCUCAUACACUCCGAGUUAGAUACGGAAUGGUUGCUCCAACGCGGGUAUAGGUGCUACCUCUUACGCAUAUUCUUCAGAAUAACUCUCACGGUAGCUAUCUCUUUCUUCAGCACGUUGGUGUUCGAAGUCAUCGGCAAUAUACUUGACCUGGCGAGGGAAGCCAUAAUCGACAGGAUAUCACUUCAGGUAAAAGCGUUCUUUGUGGAGCGCCUAGGUUGGGGACCUGUUGACAACGAGGGACGUGCCGACUGGGCAAAUGGUGUUCCGUUCUACCACGAUACGGCGUAUUUUCACCAGCCUAUUAUUGAGAUGGUCAGUGACAUUACUAUAUUGGCUUUCCACUAUGUAAUUGCGGUAAAGCUAUCAGUUAUUCGACUAAUAGCGGGCUCCGGGGUUAUUUGGUUAGCGGAACUGGUAUCAGCAGACCUAACUAGGUUUAUUGCGAGCUUACCUUCUUAUUUCGCUCUGCCUAGGCCCGAGAUAAACGAUUCGUUCGACGCGAGGACUUUACUCUGGGAGUACGGAGUCCCGUCGUUUCUACAGGUGUGGACAGCGGCAUUCUUGUACUUGUCCGUCUUCCUAUUCAUGUCGAGAGCGGAAAAACCAAUCAUCCUAGGACUAGGUGGCCAAGAUCCCUUUUCUAAACUUGCUUUCCAGCUUCUCCGGGCGACUGCUAUGCACCUGCUAGCAUACACGGCCUACCAAAUUACCUGCAGUUGCGUAAUCGCUGCUCAGGCGCUUCUAUUCCGGUUUAACAUAUACGAUUUGCACAGCUCCUUACUUGGUCAGAUAUUGAUGAAGAGGAGUAACAUAGAGCUGUCUUUGGGAGCUGGCGUAUGGAUUAUGGUUGCGCACUGGUUGGUUAAGAGCGCUUGUAGAUGGUUCGUCGCUAUCUGUUGGCCGUUAUGGGUUUCAUACGUCGCAUGGCUAUCAAUCAAGACGGAGGAAUCAACCUGGCAGAACUGGAUUGUAUAUGGAUCACUGCUCGACAGUGAUAUGGAUGUACUUGAUCCGGAUAAGAGAGUUACUGUGAGGGCAAUAAUGACCACCCUGUUUGGCUUGAAGAGCUCAUGGCCAGCUAGGAUGAGACUGAGUACGGGGGAUAACGUAGACUAG
Messenger RNA from Daldinia loculata, 1398 nucleotides. RefSeq lists its product as uncharacterized. The transcript has a single exon. Bases 1 to 1398 code for a protein of 465 amino acids. The record is from RefSeq and is a predicted model, not a curated record. NCBI's taxonomy places the organism in Eukaryota, Fungi, Ascomycota, Sordariomycetes, Xylariales, Hypoxylaceae.